Messenger RNA from Periophthalmus magnuspinnatus, 3599 nucleotides. Its product is annotated as hamartin-like. Bases 45 to 3221 code for a protein of 1058 amino acids. The record is from RefSeq and is a predicted model, not a curated record. Gene Ontology annotation, biological process: negative regulation of TOR signaling; regulation of cell cycle; negative regulation of cell population proliferation. NCBI's taxonomy places the organism in Eukaryota, Metazoa, Chordata, Actinopteri, Gobiiformes, Gobiidae. The transcript is spliced from 20 exons. Gene Ontology annotation, cellular component: TSC1-TSC2 complex.
GGUCGAGGCUCAGAUUACGUGGUGGGCGUGGCCUGCUGCUGCUGAUGUCUGCGUGCGUCCUGACGCAUGGCCCGCAGGUAUUAGCCAUGUCCCGGGAGCCUGUAGUCCUGGAUCUGUCCCUGCUGGAGGGGACCGAUCUGAAGGAGGCGGAGCUUGUCAAGAACUCCCUGUCACUACAGCUCAACUCAGACAGAGGAGGCACCGUCCUGACAUCCCUGGUGGACUUUUACCUGGAGACAUUUUCUUCUCAGGCUGUUUCUCUGCUGUCUAAUGCCAGGGAGCAACUACACAAGGUGCUGCUGGAAAAGCUAAAUGAUGCUCUGAAUAAAUCUGCAACACGAUUGGCUGCUGUAACACUGCUGGGUCACCUGAUCAGGAAGCAACCUUCGUGGGUACACCUGGUUACACGCUGCCCCCUGCUGGCCUCCCUGCUGCGGUGCCUCAAGACUGAUGGUGAUGCUGUAGUCCUCUCCACUGGAGUCCUGGUGCUGGUGACUCUAUUACCUAUGAUCCCACAAUGCGGGAAGCAGCUAGUCUAUGACUUCUUCGACGUGUUUGGGCGACUAGCCUCAUGGAGCCUCAGGAACCCAGCUCAGGUGCCUGUGUUGCAGCUGCUCCACCUGCAGGGAGCACUGUACUCACUCUUCCACAGGCUCUAUGGCAUGUUCCCUGUAAACUUCCUUUCCUACCUGCGUCUGCACUACAGCAUGAAGGAGAAUACUGACACCUUCCACCGAGUGGUCAAGCCUAUGUUGGAUCACGUCAGAGUCCACCCAGAACUGGUAACAGGAACUCAGGACCAAGAACUAGACCCUACCAGAUGGCGUUGUUUUGAGGUCCACGACAUUGUGAUGGAAUGUUCACGUUUGUCUCUGGACCCUCUAGAAGCAUCCAGUGAAGACCUGCAGUACUUCUCCUCCUCAUCUUCCCUCCCCUCUCUCCCCUCUUUGUCCUCUCUGCCUCUGCCUGUCACUGAGGAGGAGAGCAGCCCCGGCCCACACACUUCUCCGCAGGCUGUAGAUCUGGACUGGAGUCCCUCAUCCCACUGUGGCCUGUCCACACCUCCACCUGAAAGACACGCCCCCUCCACACCGAGCCCCGCACCUUCCACAACCAGCCCUGCCCCCUCGAUUCCAGGACAAGCCCUUACAACUACACCCCCAACUCCAGGUUCCGCCCCUUCAACUCCACGUGCCGCCCCUUCUACCCCAGGCCACGCCCCUUCCACUACAGGCCCAGCCCCCUCAACUCCAGUUGUGACAUCACCCUUCCAGGCUUCCGUACCUAUAGCUCCAUCCCCUGAGCUCUCACCCGUCUCCUGCGACCACCUCCAGCAGCACAAGCAGCUAGUCACAGUACAGGAUGGACAGAGUGAUGUCAUCAAUAUCCAGUCAGAAUCAUUCGUGAAGACUCGCCCCCCAACAUAUGCUGACCACAGCCGCUUAGCUCAAGGCCCUGCUCAUUCUGUUCCUGACCCGUCAUAUGAGGCGCUGUUUGAUCUGGCUUUGCCUCGAGCUGCACCACUAUUUGUUGCCAAAAAAACAAAGGAGGCACUAAAGAGAGCUGAGCUGGACCACAGUCCGGUGUCUCCUCUGGAACUGUUGGACCAACUGAAACCAGUCCAAGACCUGCUAAUCCUGCAGGGAGACCACGCCCACCAACAGCUGCUUAGGUCGGCAAUGAACAAGUGUAUGGACCGCAGCUCAACAGGACCCACCCCUCUAACUCCAUCCAUAGUGCCUCCUGCAGUUUCAGUGGAGGAGCUGAGCAUUGAGCUGCUGCUGGUUCAGAAUCAGCUCCAGUUUGAGAGGUUUAAGAGACAGCAACACGCCAUAAGGAACCGCAGACUACUGAGGAGAGUCAUUCAGACCACAGCCCUGGAGGAGCAGCUUAAUGCUAUGAGGGCACAGCUGGGUGUGCUGGAGGCAGAAUUGCGUUUUCUCAAAGACAGUCUGGAGGUAGAGCAGAGGCGUUUCUCUGAGCUGAAGCGUCACUCCGAGACAACCACCUCCCAACUGCAGGCUCACAUACAGGAUCUGAGCUCCAGCCAGCAAGGGGCGCUACAGGACAAAGCCCGCCUCCAGAGCGAGCUGCUGCAGUGUCAGACACGGCUGAAGGAGCAGGAGGCAGAGCUUCAGAGAGCCAAUCACAAGGCCUAUAAUGCCCAGCACCAGCUGUCACAGCUGUCAAUCAAAGUGAGCAGUGGGGAGGAGCUCCAGCAGCACCUGUUUCUCAUGAACCAACAGUUGCUCCUGCUGCGAGAGUCCAAUCGAACCCUGAGCCAGGCUCUAAGUGCCACUGGGAACAGCUCUGACACGGAGGUACUGCUGCUGCAGGGAAUUGUGGAUAAUGAAGUCCAGCAGCUGAAGGAGAGUGAGGUAGAGAUAAAACAAGCCCUGGAUGUAGCCAGUCACAGAGCAGAGGAACUGGAGAACCAACUGGCCCUCAAAGACCAGCUGAUCCUGGACCAGAAGAGGCUCCUGGAGGACUGCAAGGCUCUUAGCAGGUCCCAGCUGUCGGCAUCUGAGUCCCGGUGUGUUGCGCUCAGGUCCAUCACCCAGAGCCUCCAGACUGAGCUCCUUCAUCUCUACAGCCAGAUCCAAAUCCAGUCGAAACAGGGCCAAGACCAGGAUCAUAAGCAGGACUGGGGCUACAGCAGGCCCCAGCCCUCGGCUUCUGUCAACAUCGCUAACAGUGCUAACGCCAAGCUGCAGCCUCUGUACUCUCCUCCCAUCGAGUCUCCACUAACUGUGGGCUCCUUCCUCGAACGGGAAGCACGGCGACUGUUUGGUCCAGCCAAUCAGAGCCCAGAAACAAAAGAAACAACCAAUCACAGCCUAGAGGAGGAAGUAGAGAGUCAUGUCACAUUUGAGUCAAAAGAAGCCAAUCACAGUGUGGUAUCUGAGGGAACAGCCAAUGACAAUCCAGUGGGGGCAGGACAAGAAGAGAAGCCAACCAAUGCCCCACAAAAAGAGCAACAAGCCCAUCCUAGUCGACAAUCAGAGCAAGCAGCCAAUCACAGUUCAGAGGAGGCGGGGCUAGAGGAGGAAGCAGAGGAAGUACAGGAAGAAAUGCUAUUGGCUGCAAGUCCACCAAACCAACCUCAGAACUGGGCUGCAAUUGGUCGAAACAGCAGACCAGGACCCGCCCACAGUGACCUCACGCUGGCAGUUCGACAGCGGAGACUGGAGCUUAGUCUCAUGGACUACAACGAGUCUUGACCAGACUGACUGGGAUCUGGGUUGGUCUCGAUCAGGGAAUCCAAAGAGUGAACAAAAAUAUUGACAAACAGGACAAAAACUGGACUGAUCUAAGACUAUAUCAGGUCUAACGCCAUCUCCAAUACAGAUUAGGAAAAGGUAGGAAAUCUAGGACUAAAACUGGACUCAGUUCUCAUUGACAACACUAGGAAUUAACCAGGUUUAAACCAGAUUUAAACCAGGACUGACAAAACCAGCUGCUAAGUUACAUGGAAAGUGCCUUAAACGUCUUUUUUGUCUCAAACCAAAACCUUUGAAUGAACCAGGUAUUAAAAAUGUCCGCACAACCUCAUGAUGCUUAAACUCUGUUAUCCUUGGGUUAACAUGGAAUGUUUUUGU